This is a messenger RNA of Polychytrium aggregatum, 1976 nucleotides long. Its product is annotated as P-loop containing nucleoside triphosphate hydrolase protein. Lineage: Eukaryota; Fungi; Chytridiomycota; Chytridiomycetes; Polychytriales. The record is from RefSeq and is a predicted model, not a curated record. The annotation marks the transcript as partial. Gene Ontology annotation, molecular function: GTP binding; microtubule binding; GTPase activity. The transcript has 10 exons. Gene Ontology annotation, cellular component: microtubule; cytoplasm; membrane. Gene Ontology annotation, biological process: peroxisome organization.
AACAAGCUCCAGAAUGUGUUUGCAUCGCUUGCAUACUCUCACUCGAUAGAUCUCCCUCAGAUUGUUGUCGUUGGAAGCCAAAGUAGCGGCAAGAGCUCCGUCCUUGAAAAUAUUGUCGGCCGCGAUUUCCUUCCGAGAGGCGAUGGCAUGGUGACUCGAUGCCCACUUGUCCUCCAACUCGUCAACCUUCCGGAGGCUUAUGCCCAAGAGCGAGCUGAAAUUUUAUAUCCAGAGAAAAUCGUAUUUAGCGAUAUUUCUCAAGUACAGUCCAAAAUUCUUGAAAUCACCAGCAACAAGCUCUCAGGAAAAUACCAUGUGUCCAAAGAGCCUAUCAAUAUCAAAAUCUCUUCACCUCAUGUUCCAACCCUAACUCUGGUCGAUCUUCCUGGUGUCAUCUCCGCUCGGAGAGCUGAUCAGCCCGCCGAUAUUGAAGAGCAAAUCCGAGAUAUGAUUAUGCAUUUCAUAUCGAAAGAAAACACAGUCAUCCUUGCCGUAUCCGCUGCAAAUGUGGAUCUCGCCAAUUCAGCCGGAAUUCAACUAGCGCAAAAAGUUGACCCCAAGGGCGAAAGGACCAUCGGAGUUUUAACCAAAGUCGAUUUGAUGGAUAGAGGAACUGAUGUUGUCAGUUUUAUGAGAAACAGCCAAAUCAACUUGACGCUAGGCUAUAUCCCCGUAGUCAAUCGAUGUCAACAAGAUAUUAACGAGAAAAAGAGUAUUGAACAAGCUCUGGCGGCGGAAAGAGAGUUUUUCAGAUCCAAGUAUCCAGGAUUGGUCAACAAGUGUGGAACUGAGUUUCUUUCAAAGCGUCUAAGUGAGAUUUUAAAGAAACACAUCAAGAAAACACUCCCGGCGAUCAAGCAAAAAAUUACCAACGACCUUUCACUUCAUAAAAAGCUGCUGCAGGAUGAAAGAUUAUCUCAAAUAAGUGACGGAGUCGAUAAUCUCGUAUCAAAUGAAAUCGAAGAAUUCCACCGGAGCUUUCAAGAGGUUUUAGAUGGAACUGAUAUUGAAGACCAAUUUAUCGAGCUCAAGGGAGGAGCCAAAAUUUUGGGGAUCAUCAACCAAAUUUAUAGAGAAUCAAUUCAAAUAAUAGAUGCUCUCGAUGGAACAUCGGAUGAGGAGAUCCGAGUUGGCAUCAAAAAAGCUUCCGGCAUGACCGAAGAUAUGAUAUUCAACCAAAGAGCCUUCGAGAUAUUUGCCAGAAAAGCCGUUCAGAAACUAAAACGGCCCUGUACUGAAUUAGUAGACAUGAUCCAUAUCGAAUUGUUGAAUAUUGCAGAAGAAAUUCUUGAAGACAAGAGCAGACUUCUUUGUUCGAGAUUCCCAUUAUUCAAAUUAAAGUUUCAGGAAGUUGUCACUGAGUUCCUCCAGAAUGCGAUGAAUUCCGCGCAAGCAUUUGUGUAUGAUAUAAUCUCUGCGGAAGGAGCAUAUGUCAAUAUGAGCCAUCCAAGAUUGCAACGGAAGCACCAAGAUCUCUUCACCCAGCCCUGGGUCGUCGCAAACGAAAUAUCACAAGCUGAAACGAUUCCCGACAACACUGAUGAACAAAGCCACUUCUCCAUCUCCCAAGACCCAAAAUUCCUUCAAAAAGAUUUGAAUUCGAUUCAAGGUCCUCUGAGGAUCAUCCCAGGCUCAUUGAGUGAGCGCGAAAAAUAUCGAGUUCAACUUCUGAAGGAGGUCCUGAAUGUAUACUUUGAAAUCAUCAAAGAGCAAAUUACGGAUCAAGUUCACAAAGCAAUCAUGUACAAGUUGGUCAUUUUUGCAAAGGUUCAUAUAUAUCGAGAGCUCAAUGUCAAACUGUACAAGGUUCCAGAAAUUAGUGACCUGCUUCAAGAGCAAGACCAUAUUGUUGAAGAGAGAGCUCGAAUCCAGCUGAUGAUCGACACGCUCAAAGAAGCGAAUGAUGUAAUCAAUGGAAUCGUUUGAAACAAAACCAAUUUCCAGAGCAUUGCAUUAUUAAAAAUUUAUAUUCAAAU